Eremomyces bilateralis CBS 781.70 is the source of this 2449-nucleotide messenger RNA. RefSeq names its product splicing factor, CC1-like protein. Lineage: Eukaryota; Fungi; Ascomycota; Dothideomycetes; Eremomycetales; Eremomycetaceae. The coding region runs from base 275 to 2044 and encodes 589 amino acids. Gene Ontology annotation, biological process: mRNA processing. Gene Ontology annotation, cellular component: nucleus. The transcript has 4 exons. The record is from RefSeq and is a predicted model, not a curated record. Gene Ontology annotation, molecular function: RNA binding.
CUUUCCUCUCCUCCAGUUUCCACCAUCAAACUCACCUGGCUUGUACCUGAACUCUACUGCAUCAAGACGCACGAUAUUAAGCCGUUUGCAAUACCAAAGGGUACAGCAAGGGAACAUUGUACAGGAAAAUUCCCCGCAGCCGUUGCAAAACCCUUGUUUCAUAGCACAAAAGGGUUCGCCUUCAACCUUUACACGCACAACUCACUCUGAUUCAUCAAAGUGAUCACCACACAAUCGAAAUCUGACCACUUAACGAACUGUAUCCAACACCAACAUGUCAGGUCUCGACGUUGAAGCUCUUCUCGACUCCACCGCCAACGCCAAGGAACGUGCCUCGGCGGAGCGCGAAGACCGGCACAAGAGCAGCCGUCAUGAACGACGCGAGAAAGACCGCGCCCGAGACUCCAGCCGCGACCGAGAUCACGAUCGCAAACGAAAGGACCGUAGUCGAGACCGGAAAUCCCGAGAUAUCGACGGCGAUGAACCGCGUGACGACCGGAGUGAGCGAGCGCGCAGCGAGCGUGCCGGAAGUGCUGCCGGCAGUCUGAAGAGCCGACGUCGCAGCCGAAGCCCUGAGGAACGGCACCGCUCUCGACGUGAACCGCGGCGCGAAUCGGCCGAUGUAGAAGAUCCGUAUCGUGCGUCGGGAGGGGACUAUUAUCGUGGAAAUGGGAAAGCCAGAUCCAGAUCUCGUUCAAAUGACGGUGACAGACACUAUCGACCCGGGGGUCGCGAACGCCGAGACGAUCGAGACCGAGACCGAGGUGACCGGGAAGGUGUGCGGGGGAGAGGGAGGGAUGGUCGUCGUCCAUCGCCGUCCGCGAAACGUGGCAAGUCUAAGUCGCCUCAGCUCACUGAAGACGAGAGAGAUCGUCGCACUAUCUUUGUCCAGCAGUUGGCUGCCCGUCUUCGAACCAAGGAGUUGAUUACGUUCUUCGAGAAGGUUGGUCCGGUGAAGGAAGCCCAGAUUGUCAAGGAUCGAGUGAGCAACCGCUCGAAGGGUGUGGGCUAUGUCGAGUUCAAGAACGAAGAGUCUGUUCAAUUGGCGAUUCAACUUACGGGCCAAAAGCUACUAGGUAUCCCCAUCAUUGCCCAGCUCACCGAAGCCGAGAAGAAUCGACAAGCCCGAACCGCCGAAGGGAAUGCAGGGUCUACUGGUGUUCCAUUCCACAGGCUGUAUGUUGGCAACAUCCACUUCAGCAUCACUGAGAGUGAUCUACAGCAAGUCUUCGAGGCUUUCGGUGAAUUGGAAUUCGUCCAAUUGCAGAAGGAAGAACACGGCCGCAGCAAAGGCUACGGGUUUGUUCAGUUCCGUGACCCCCAAGCUGCUCGCGAUGCUCUUGAGAAAAUGAAUGGAUUUGACUUAGCAGGACGUGCCAUCCGCGUUGGCCUCGGCAACGACAAGUUCACCAACGAAUCCACCGCCAACCUCCUGCAACGUUUCGGCGGCAUGAACCAGCCAUCGAAUUACCAAGGCUCGGCCUUCUCCGGAAGCGGAGGCCGUGGCGUCCAAGCUGGCGGAGCAGGGUUUGAUCGUGCUGGAGGCCGUGACAACGACCGUGGCGCCGGAGGUGCCAGCGCCCUUGAUGACACCGAUGUUGCAGGUGUAAACUUCAACAAUUACAGCAGAGACUCCCUAAUGCGAAAACUCGCGCGUACCGAUGAACCGGCGGAGGCUCCCUCCCACCAGAAGCGACCCACCGCCAAACCUACUGCUCAAACGUCUAUGAGUGCCCCCCAAGCCAGCCGUUCCAUCGUGCUUAAAAACAUGUUCGACCCAAAUGAGGAAGAGGGUGACACCUGGUUCAAAGAACUCGAAGAGGACAUCUCCGCGGAGUGUGAAGCGAAGUAUGGGCACGUCGUCCACAUUUCCGUUGACCCCAGCUCGCAGGGCGACGUCUACGUCAAGUUUUCGACCAUCCAGGGAGGAGAGAACGCCAUGAAAGGUCUCAACGGCCGAUUCUUCGGCGGCCGCAUCAUCAGCGCCCAACCGGUCGUUGACGCCGUCUACAGCUCCCUCUUCUCGCGGACCAAGGCUCUCUAGAGCCGGAGCUACCUACCGUGGCCACCCAACACCUGCAGGGCGACGCUGACAGCACGCAGACGAUUUUCUUGGGCGGCAAACGUCAUGGGCCGUGCCGCGGUCGGGAAUUCGUUCCGCCCACUCGAGAAGUCCGGGCGAUCCAAUGCGGACGACGGGUUGGGUUCCGACAAUGCCUUUUCCACGAGUAAGGGCUCAUACUUCUUCUUUGCGACCUAACGCGCGAGAUUACAGAUUUCCCGAAUCCCCGUCUACUCAACCAUGGAGCGUGCCUUCUUUUCAUGCACUCAUGUCCGACACUAGGGCGGAGUGGUGGUGGCACAUUUGCUCUUCGUUUCCAGCACCCGUACAUAGCAUUUUCAGUUUAGCAUAGGAAUGGUAGCAAAAUGCAUGACGGUUUCAGCCAGA